AUGCUGCAGUGCUUGCUGCUCUUCUUCACGCUUGCCCGGGGACAGCACCAAACACCGGAUGAUUUGACCAAAGAAGUCCAAGAGGCACAGGAAGAGGUGUGUCAGCAAUGGCGCUCAAAUCGAUUGAGUUGGUCCUACAGCUGGCGAAGCAGCACUUACGACCUUAGACGAGCGCAGAUCCUGGAAAGCGUCCCAUCCAUUCCGAAGGCGAGACACCACCCGCGUGCUUUGACCGGGGAGGAUGUUGAAGGAUUUGCCGACUUGUGCCCGGAGUUCAACCUUGAGGACAUGUCCUCAGAUCCCCAAGUCUUGUUGGAGCUUCUGGAUACGCGGUGCAAUGCCGAAAUGAAAGCCCAAAGAAGCAUCCAAGAUGCAGACCUAGCGUUGGCACGGCAGCUGGCAGGGAGUGGCAAGAUUGGCAAGCGUUCCUCCGGAUCUCGGAAACUCUUUUAUCUCAGAGAUCCUAUCACGACUGAAGUGACAGGGCCUUGGCAGGGCCAAGGUGAGUCAAGGCAUGCAGAUUGGAAGUCUGGUGCGUCCGAUCUGGUGAUGGAAUCUGAGAUUUGGUGGACGGUGCUAUUUCGACAGCAAUCAAUUUUCUUGACACUGUCCAGCUUGCUGAAGGACCACUUCCUCGGCAAGGAGCACAGCAAUGACGUUGAAGACGACAUCAACGAGAGUUUGAAACCCAGCUCUCUUUCGCUUGCUUUCAUGGAGCUGUUGGCUGUCCUGAAGAUGCUGAUAACACGCACCAUCCCCGGUGACAUGGCCUUCUGGUGCUGUGGGCUCCUGGUAGCGGUCCUUUUCUGGACUUGUGUGAGACUGACGCGAAGGAUUCUGGGAGAGAGCCAGGCUGAUGGCCCGCCACCAGACCUUUGCUGUCCAAUGUCCCUGGAGCUGUUCACAGAUCCAGUGGUGGCUGCCGAUGGUGAGACGUAUGAGCGGUGGUGGAUCGAGAAGUGGAUUCACGACAAGACAGCAGCACUAGAAUGCCGACCACGACAUGGAACGGGUGUUCUGUCUCCCAUGGGCCAUGGAAUUCUGAAGCAUGCCAAGCUUGUCAGCAACCAGGCAGUUCGAAGGCUUGCCAACCAGUGGUCAAGCGGCAAGGCAAUCCAAGUGGUCUUCCAGACCUUCCAGCCGUUGCACGCGCCAUCAGUGCACGAUCACGACGCAGUGAUGUGCGCAUGGCGGCGCCGAUUGGAGUUCCAAGCUAGGCGAUCCUCAUAUAACCAGGAGGAGCUCACCGAGCUCACCAAGGAUAAGAGGACGGAGCUCCAGAAAAUACGCAGUCGUGUUGAACAUGACCUCUGCCAGCUGAGGCUGUUGCACCAGAUCAUGCUUCAACUUCACCGCAACGAUUUUAAGCCAGAGGCUCCGACUGGUACUGGACAUACUGCUCCCAUUGGACGGCCUUGCGGGGCAGAACUUGCAAGAACGAGUGUGUUGGAAGUGCAAGGGCUGCUCCUUCAGGCUGCUGGAUGGCAAGGUCUUUCCGAGCCUUUGGUCUUUGGCUUUCCCUCAGAUCUCAAGUUGCCAUAUGAAUCCAGGGAGGUGUUGCUUUCAAAGGCAAGCAGCUCGGCGAGCUUCCAGACGGCCACAGUGCUGUGUGAUCCACUUGCUGCACAGUUUGGGCCAUCUAUGCUGGGUGAUGAACGCUCCUUCCAGGAAGCAUUUCAAAAGGGUAACUGUUUCAGCCAGUUAGCAUUAAGAGACUUGCAGCCUGGAAGUGUUCCUUGGGAAUGUUGGCGAUCGAUCCCUGAAUGGAUGAGGUGUUCAAUGGUUGUGGUGUCCACGGGGCCUGGUGGCAAUGGAGUAGCUUUCCACAAGCAUGGCACUGCAUGGUUGGCCUUACAGCAGGGCCAAAAGAGGUGGUGGUUAUAUCCACCACGAGGUCCGCCAGCCACAGCCUAUGAUGCUGUGGCCCUGUGUCCGGCCGCGAAGCUCCCGGAAGUUGUACUGCGGCUUCCCGUCGAAGAUAGGCCCGUUGAAAUUGUUCAAAGACCGGGUGACGUGGUGUUUGUUCCGGCCCUUUGGUGGCAUGCCACCUAUGAUGAUGAGCCUACACUGGGAAUCGGCUCCCAGUUCAGCAUGGCUGAGGUGGACAUCUUGCAAUGCCAAGAACGGCAUCCAGACAGCGCUUUCGCGCAGUAUCAUGCGGCUUGUGAGCUCCACAAGGCAGAAGAACAUAGGGCCAGGGUAUUAUUUGAGGCUGCCAUUGAGAGCGAACCCUUGAACUUUUAUUAUGCAACCAACCAGGUUCUCUUCCAUUUGAACAUGGUCUUUCACCCAAAGCCCACGCUGGAGAUAAUACAGAGACUGAUGAAAAGAAUCCAGGAGCGCUUGGACACACGUCGGCAAAUGAUAGUGCAGCGGUUCUUCAUUCCAACUGUGUGCAAUUUCAUUGAGUGGCAUUUGCCCCAUGAUGGGCUUCUGAAAUAUUCAAUACAAGCCGCCGAGUGCGCAUGGGAUGCACUUCUGAGCUUAUUGCAGCCUAUGCUGCCUGGUGGAGAAGCUUUUCGUUUGAGUAGCAGUCUGCCAUGGCAGCUCUUGGGUGUUUUGGAAUACACAUCUCGGUGUUUCCAUUGUAGUGCGGUUGGACCAGGCAAGGCGGGUGAACCCGGAAGUGUCCGUGCGCAUCGUUUCUUCUGCUUCAGUUGUGCCAAAGUGCGUGACGGAGCACUGUGCCAAUGCGGUCGCAGCGGUCAAGAUGGUGUGCCCGGUCAAUUGGGACUGUUGAACGGACGUGCCCAGUGGUUUUGCGCCACAUGCUGGAGUGCAAGUCCAAAAAGGUACCAAGAGUCCCAGGUUAGAUGGAAGAUUGUAGAUUAG
This is a messenger RNA of Cladocopium goreaui, 2832 nucleotides long. The record is from the annotation of a GenBank genome assembly. Lineage: Eukaryota; Dinophyceae; Suessiales; Symbiodiniaceae.